This is a messenger RNA of Python bivittatus (Burmese python), 3698 nucleotides long. The record is from RefSeq and is a predicted model, not a curated record. Lineage: Eukaryota; Metazoa; Chordata; Lepidosauria; Squamata; Pythonidae.
AUGAGCGAGCUGGACACAAAGCAUGAUGAAAUCCAGAAUGUAUUGGCUAAUCAGGGUACUGGGAGCCUGUUCCAGGCGCGAGUCGUUGGAGGUUCUUCACUGUGCAGCUAUCUCUCUCCUCAGGACAGGUGGCCACUGUAUCACCCAGCUGUGGACAGAGCACUGCAAUUGGGGGGCCCUGGCGGUCCCAUUCACGUGAAGCUGGUGGUUGAAUGGGAUCUGACCACCAAAGAAUGCUUGUUUGGCAACAUCCAGGAAGAAGUUGUUGAAGAUGCAGAAAGUGUGAGACUGAAGCAGCAGCUUCAUCAACAGCAGCAUAGCUGUACCCUGAAUGAAUGCUUCCAGCUCUACACCAAGGAGGAGCAGCUGGCUCCAGAUGAUGCCUGGCGCUGUCCCCACUGCCAGGUACUUCAACAGGGCAUGGUAAAACUCAGCCUGUGGACACUCCCUGAUAUCCUCAUCAUUCACUUGAAACGCUUCCGGCAGGUGGGCGAGCAGCGCCACAAGCUCUCCACUCUUGUGCACUUUCCCCUGCAAGGGCUUGAUAUGGCUCCCCACGUGGCCAAGCGCAGCCGUGGCAGCAAGUGGGGCCCCUGGAAGCAGUCCGUGCCAGAAGAUGGCCAGUGUAAUUUCCUCUAUGAUCUGUAUGCCGUCUGCAAUCAUCAUGGUAGCCUGCACGGUGGACAUUAUACAGCCUAUUGUUGCAACUCCUUGGAUGGUCGCUGGUAUAGCUACGAUGACAGCACCGUCGAACCAGUCUUGGAAGAGGACAUCAGCACACGUGGUGCCUACAUCCUCUUCUAUCAGAGACGGAAUGUAGUUCCAAGCUGGUCUGAAGGAAGCUCUGUUAGAGGAUCCACCAGCUCUUCCAUUUCAGAACAUUGGCUGGCACGGCUCAGUCGAAGCAACAAACGAGAGAGUCUAACAUCCUGGAGCUCAGCAACCUGUCCAUCUCUGCCAAAAAUGUCUCUCUCACCUACCCUCAUCAGUACCAGCACCAGCCAGGAGAAAGGAGGGUUUGAGUCUCGUCCCUUGGUUCGGGGUGUGCAGGGCAGAAGUGUCAGCCUGAAAGCUUCUUCUAACAAGACCAAGCUGGGCAUCCCCAAGCCCCUACCCUUGCGCUGGUCUUUCACUUCCAAAGAAUGGUCAGCAGAGCCCUCCAGGGAGCUUGUAGACUAUCUGGAGUCUGGCCGUAGACCUUGGUUCACAAAGGAGUCCAUUGUCCCUCUCAUAACUAAGGAAGGGGAAGACAAUGAGCUUAUGGUCACCAAAGCUAAGCCCAAUCCUGCUCUGACAAGCAUGGGCACAACUGAGACCACUGGCAAGGCAGCCACUGCCAUGGAAAAUUCAAACACUCUGAAACGGGCAGGGAAGCCAAAGGAGGAAACAGGUGAGCAGCCACGGACACCCAAAAAACUGGUGCUUUCUCUCAGCACAGUACCUCCAGUAAAAGAUGAGGAACCCAAGACCAAAGCUAACAUCAAUGGGACCUUGCGCAUGGGUUCAAACCUGGCCUCUUCCAGCAUUAUUACCAAGGCUCGGGGGGAUGCAGAACAAAAGACCACACCCUGGCUUGGGGAGAGGGAGCCAGAGAUUGAGAAACAAUCAGAGGGAAAGUUGGCAGUCUUCAGAGUUGGGUUUUUGCGUAAGGACCCCAAGCGACACAGUGAAUCUGACAGGCAUGCUGUCAUGACAUCAUCUGUAGCCUCUACCCAGGCAUCCUUCUCCAAUGGAAUGCUAAAUUUUAUCCCUGGCAGCAGGACAAACAAUGGCCUGAAUCCCAGCUCCACAGAGGGGCUGUCCAAUGGGCGGAUCUCCCGUUCUGAGGUGGACAUUAAGCGUGCUCAGAGCUCCUGCAACAGCAAGGGAAGGAAUGACUGGUUACUGAGCAGGUCAACUUCUCUCUGCAAGGCAAACAACGGGUCCUUGCAGGCCUCCAUGCCACCACUCACUUUAGAAGGCAUUUCCUGUGGUAACUUCCAACGAGCAAGAUAUCAUACAGCAUCCCUUGGCAGGAGAAUAAUUGUACCAGAAUCCAGUUUCUGAACUACCCUGCAACUCUACCUGAAACAGCAGAAUCAUGCCAACCUUUGGUGCUUAUAAGGUCUCAGGCCUUUGAAUAAGAUCUGCCAAUCACUAGAAAGCUUGGAUGGUGCUUCUUCAGACAAGAGUUAUUAAAUCCAAGUGGUGCUGAGGAACACAUGUAGCCUGGAAGUAAAGAUGCAACAGGGAUCUUGUAGACCAAGAUGUUAGAAAUGGGGGAAAGAGAAAACGUUGGGGAAGGUGUUAAAUUAUUUAUUCUGUAGUUUAACUGGUAACUGUUGAGAGGAUAUGCUGCUUUGUAACAGCAUUUAUUUUGGUACCAAGUUGUAGGGAGGAUAGGGGAGAAUCUAAACAUUGCUCUAUGCAAUAAGCCCAAUGUUUUUUAUUUUCUGCAAACCUUUGGGUUUUAGAGAUCUAUUUGUUAUUUUAAAAAAUACCUAAAAUGAAUGGUGAGCAUUAAUAGCUUUGGGAAUCAAUGGAGCAAAUGGGUAGGCUAAUUCAGGAAUUGUCUAUUCUCUGGGAAAUUCAGCCAAGGUAUGUGGGAUAAAUUUGUUCUUGUGUUUGUGUUGGCUGGAAAUGAAUAUUGUAGCAGCAUCCUGGAUUCCUCCAGUGUUUAAAAAUAUACAUAGAAAAAAAUGUUGGAUAACACUGUUCAUUUUCUUCUACCUUCAGUGGUAAUCAAAGCUAACUUCUUUGCAGUCUAGCUUAUCUACCUCAGAUUUUCUGGUAGUCAUCCAUCCAAAUACCAACCAAGUCUGACCCAGCUUAACUUUCUGAUGAGAGCCAAGGUUGGCUAGGUCCUACCACCUUCUGUGACCAAUACAGAUAACUAGAAUUCUCUUCACAAGAAACAGAAAAAAUGCUGUUUCCCCAUUGUUGUACAGGGUUAGUACUUGUUAACAGAUUAAAUAUGAAGAGCAAAGGAGAUGGAGGGUCCAAGAAAAAGCCAUGGCUUCAUGUGUCAUUUAUAGAGUGUGUACUGUUGUUGACACCAGAUAAGUAUGAAAGAUAAUGAACAUCAAGAACAAAUGGCCAGCUGGAAAUUCCAGGGACAUACCUGAAGAUGUGGGAUGGAAAAUGGGAAGAGGUAAAUUUGGGAAUAAUCAGUGUAAGAGUGACGAAGCAAGCUGUGCUUUAAUGGGAUCUUCUGGGCACGUACUUAGAAAGAUGAUAGCAGAGAACAGGAACGUGGGAAGGGCAGAAAGCGAGGGAAGAAAAAGUCUGAAUAGCUAAAAAAAAGAACCAGAUGACUAGCACUGAAGUUCAGGGCAUAGAAGAAAUCUAUGUAAGGGGACCUAGCAAAGUCUACAGUAUUGUUAAGGAGAAUGAGGAUAAAGAUUUUUGGAUCUGGCAUUUGGAGAUCAUCAGUGAUUUAGAGGAGUGCAAUUACAGUGGUGUGUAAAGGGUGGGAAAUGGAUUAAAAGAAGAAAAGGAGGGAACCUAAGUAGCUAUACAAGCACAAGAAAAACACAAAACAGCCAUUGUAUUAGGACUCUGAUUAUUCCCGUAAGCAUUUUGGUUAAUUUGUGCCAUUUCAUUAUGUGAUUUAUGAAGGUGUGCCAUUCAUUCAAGGAAAGAAGUUCUUGAUUGGCAUUUUAUAUUACAGAGUUCUUUAUAAAGGAAUCCAUUAAAACACAUAGGGGAAUAAAUACAGC